AUGUCGUCUGACGUGUUGUUGUGUGGUAGCCCUGCCCUGGCCUCAGCUGCUUCCCUCCUAGAAGGCCUGCAGUCCAGCACAUUCACACACCACAGCCAUUACAUGAGAGAACCCAGUCACCAGCUUGCAGGUGGGAUGGUAGCAGGAGAAAUUCAAAGACUGCCCGAGGGCAAAAGCCACCUAAGGAGGCUCUGCAAGACACCUCCUCAUCCAGACCGGAGAGUAUCACCUAGAAGCCGCAAGAAACUCCAAGUUAUCAUUUGCGUUCUGCUUGUGGAGCUAUUUGAGAGAUUCACAUUCUUCGGCAUUGUGUGCAACAUGAUUCUCUUCUGCACUGUGAAGCUUGGCUACGACAACUACCUGGCUGCAACGGUCAACCUGUGUUUUAUAGGAGCCAGCACCCUGACCCCUGUGCUGGUGGGUUGGUUUGCUGAAACCUGUCUAGGAAGAACCAAAGUGCUUUACCUGUGUGCUUUCCUACAUUUCUUUGGCACGGCCAUGCUGCCCGUGGUGGCAUUUCCUUUUGAAGAUUUCUACAUUGACAUGCAUCACAUGAGCUAUAAGUUGGAACCUCAUGAGCAGCAGGCCCUGUUCUACACCGGCCUCCUGGCUGCUGCACUGGGCAUUGGUGGUAUCCGGGCCAUUCUUUGCCCCAUGGGAGCGUACAGCUUGCAGAGCUACAAUCAAUAUCAGCUACUGGGCUUCUUCAACUGGUUCUACUGGUUGGUUAACCUGAAUUCCACUGUUGUGUUUCUGGGUAUUGCUUACAUCCAGCAAUCUGUGGCCAAAAAUCUGGCUUUCCUAAUCCCCUUCACCUCUGCACUGCUGGCACUCAUCGCCAUCCACAUGAUGCGCAACAAACUCACCUACAAACCCAAGAAAGGCGGAUCCCUGUUGACCACCCUUGGGGUUUUCUUGAACUCUCUCAAGAUGUGCUGCCUUCACUAUCGGCACCUUAGUGGAGAUGUGCCAUCGUGGCUGGAUCGGGCCAAGGAGAACAACGGCGGCCGGUACAGUGAGACUCACGUAGAGAACGUCAAAGUCCUGGCCAAGCUCUUCCCUCUUUAUGGACUUCAGCUGUUGUACAGAGCCUGCCUCACUCAGAUCCCAUCCGGGUAUUACAUCCAAACCAUGAACUCCAACCUUCACCUCAAUGACGUCCUGUUGCCGAUCGGGACCAUGAACGUGAUCAGCAUUUUACCUCUGCUGAUGUUGGCCCCGCUGAUGGAGUGCGUCACGACCUUCUCGCUCUCCUUUGCAAAAACGCCACCGGCGCCCACCAGAGUCGUUGCUCUUGGACAUGCAUGUGCAGCUCUCUCCGUCCUGGUGGCAGGUUUGUCUGAGCUGCACCGGAAGUCUUUCCCCCUGGUAGAGCAAACUCUGUCCGGGAAGGUUCUGCAAGUGUCAUCCAUGCCAUGUUUCCAGCUGGCUCCGCAGUACAUCCUACUUGGACUGGCCGAGGCUCUGGUCACUCCGGCAUGUUCCCUCAUAUCUUUCCAGCUGACCCCUGGCCACAUCCGAGGAAUCUCCUUGCACUUCCUCACGCUCUCCUAUGGGGGGGGCUGCUUCCUAGGAGCCCUGUGCAUUCAGCUGCUCUACCUCAUGUCCGGAGGUAACUUCUACCCAAACGUGCUGCAUGACGGGAACCUGGAGAGAUUCUUCUUCCUCAUGGCCACGCUGAUGUUGAUAAAUACGUUUAUUUACUGGACUGUAUCGCACAGAUACAUGGAUUUGAGCGUGCAGGGUAAAGCGCUGCCUAUCAGCCCGCUAACUGAGAAGCUGCUGCAGUACAAAGCACGCCUGCGGUACUACGACUCCAUGGAGCACUCCUACACAAACAACUCCUACAACCUGUCACAUGACGCGCUUUAGACGCCAUCUGGACAUUCUGUGGCGCUGGCGCUGCUGACUUCUGUGUCAAAUUGUUUGCUUUUUGUCAUGACAACUGAAUGUAUUUAGCCACAUGGGCUACGUAUGGUGAAUUGUUUAUAGAGCAGGGAUGUCCAAAGUGCGGCCCGCGGCUGUUUUUUUUUUUUUUUUUAAAUUGACCUCCGGCACAUUCUAAAAGCAUACUUGAACAAGAAAACAAAAAAAGCAAAAAUAGAAAACUCAACAGCAAUUUUACAAGAAUAAAGUAAAAAAAAACAACACCAUUUUAGUAGCAUACAGUUGAAAUAUUAAAGAAAGAUCUUAUUUGGAAGCCAUCAUCUUAUGAAAAACAAACAAAACAACUAAUAAAGU
This is a messenger RNA of Dunckerocampus dactyliophorus (ringed pipefish), 2241 nucleotides long. RefSeq names its product solute carrier family 15 member 5 (gene slc15a5). The record is from RefSeq and is a predicted model, not a curated record. Gene Ontology annotation, cellular component: membrane. NCBI's taxonomy places the organism in Eukaryota, Metazoa, Chordata, Actinopteri, Syngnathiformes, Syngnathidae. Gene Ontology annotation, biological process: transmembrane transport. Gene Ontology annotation, molecular function: transmembrane transporter activity. The coding region runs from base 1 to 1872 and encodes 623 amino acids. The transcript is spliced from 9 exons.